Lodderomyces elongisporus is the source of this 3216-nucleotide messenger RNA. It is a transcript of the gene MNR2, whose product is annotated as putative Mg(2+) transporter. The coding region runs from base 1 to 3216 and encodes 1071 amino acids. Gene Ontology annotation, biological process: intracellular magnesium ion homeostasis; magnesium ion transmembrane transport. Gene Ontology annotation, molecular function: magnesium ion transmembrane transporter activity. The record is from RefSeq and is a predicted model, not a curated record. Gene Ontology annotation, cellular component: fungal-type vacuole membrane. The transcript has a single exon. NCBI's taxonomy places the organism in Eukaryota, Fungi, Ascomycota, Pichiomycetes, Serinales, Debaryomycetaceae.
AUGGAAAGUACAGAUCAACUCGGUAAUGCUGAUGACCCAGUUUUCAGAAGCUCAAGCACUUUGAACAACCACCUUAGAGAUAAGAGACAAAACAAGCGCAGCAAGGAUCACCAUGGAAUUGAUCACAGCAAUAAUCAGAGUACCUCAUCAUUAGAGAAACUUAUAAACUCUGGUUCAUAUAUAGAUCAUCGAAACCAAAGUGAUUUAGCACAUCUUCAUUCGUCUCCUGCCAGAUCAAGAAGAAGAAAUAAUGGGAGUGUAUUCAAAAGGUCAAACUUGGGAAACAGUGACAACACUAAUAACCACAACAACCAUAACAACAAUAAUAACGACAACAACAACAACAACAACAACAAUAACAGCAACAGUAACAAUGCUGGGUCUCCAAAUAGUGGAGAUGGAAAUAUACCGCCACGAAGACCAUCUAAUCUCCCGUUGACUAAUCGCAAUUUACAGCAUUUGCUUCGAAGCUCUGUUUCCGCACCAGGUGCUGCAGAGAGCACUACACCCGAUGCAGUUGCAUUGGAUAUGGAUCAAUUUGCAAGAGAACAAAGUCGACUUGCAAGAUCACACUCAUGGACUGAUCCAUUUGGCGAUGGCCAGGGUCAAGGACAAAACCAGAGCCUGAGCUACGGAAAUGGAAAUGGAAAUGGAAAUGGAAAAGAAUAUGGAAGGAAUGACUCCUAUACUGGAAAUGGUGAUUUUGAUAAUUACUCGGUCAACUCGCUUGAAUUUGGAGAGUCAAAUCCAUCGUCUGAUCAUUCUAGUGACUCGACAUCGCUCGAUGAUGUUUGGCAUUUUGAUAGAGAAGAGAUUAAGCGUGACGAAUGGCCAAACUUGGAUAUUCUUGAAGAAUUUGUUAAAGAAGAAUAUGAGAUUGCCGAAAGAGAAAAUGGUCAGGGCAUUAAUACAGAGCAAUCAGUAAAUUUUGGUGCACAUCAUCGUAUACACGACGAAGGGGUUGGAACAAGAACCGGAGCUAGGGCUGCAACUGAAGGUGGGGCAGCAGCUGUCGUUGGUACUGGUUCAUAUAGUCCAAGACUGCACAAUGAUCGGAAACAGCAGCAGCAACAACAACCAUCAUCAUCAUCAUCAUCACCACCACAACAACCAUCAUCAUCAUCAUCAUCACCACCACAACAACAACAACAACAACAACAACAAAACAAGGAUGUGGGAGUUGACGAAGAUGAUGCCGAUGAAAAUACUCCUCUUAUUGAAAACUUUCAAUCAAACGACCUUGAGUCAUUAAAUUCUCUUUCAGAAUCAUUUAGGGUUCGACCCACGCCAACUCAGCCAUGGGAGAAAUCCAAAGACCAAAUUCCUACCAUAUUGAACAGGAAGAGCACAUCCCCAAAUCAGAAAAACCGGAACCAAAAAGAUGGCGAGGUUUGUCGUUAUACUUAUUUUCGAGAAGAUUUACCAAAAACCAUUUAUUCGCCAACUAUUGGUGGCUUGUUGAGUGAUGACCCCAAAUUGAGCAUCCAUGAUAGGUUGGUGGAAUUAUUCAGACCCGGAACAAGAUCCUUUGGCGAUAACUCUACCAUUAGCCAUAAGCAGCAAGAUUCUUUAUCUUCAACUAAUUUGCAAUCACAACAACAAAUACAAACACAAACACAAACACAACCACAAACACAACCACAAUUGCAAUCACAAACUCCAACACUGACUCACGCUUUGUCUCAAGCACAAGCACAAUCACUCAAGCCAGGAAGAAUUGGUAAUGAAACCCCAUUACCGCUUUCUAUCAAUGGAGAAAUAGUUAAUGAUCCAUUUUGGUUAGAUGUGCUUGAUCCAACAGAGGAGGAAAUGAAGGUUAUUUCACGAACAUUUGGAAUCCACCCAUUGACAACAGAAGACAUCUUUCUUGGUGAAGCAAGAGAAAAAGUUGAACUAUUUAGACUGUAUUAUUUUAUUUGUUUUACUUCUUUCGACGUGGUUUACGAGAGAAGAAAACAGAAAGCAAAAGAGCAGGAAAAAAAGUAUAAUAAAUUGCAGGAAAUGUAUGAAAAUGCUUCCGACCAUGAUAGCUUAUACGGACAAUAUAAUGGGAAUGGUAAUCAUGGAGCUGUGCAAAGAUUCUUAUCAAAAGCUUUUGGAGGCUUAUUCAAGGGCAAAAAGAAACCUCCUUCAAUAUAUGAGAAACCGCAAUCUUCAUCAAUGAAGUCCAAGGGAAAAAGAAUUAGGGAAGGUGAGCUUGCACCUUUGAACAUGUACAUGAUUGUGUUUAAGAAUGCAGUAAUCAGUUUCCAUUUUUCUCCAACACCACAUCCCAUAAAUGUCAGAAGAAGAGCAAGAAUGUUAAAAGACUACCUCACAGUGUCUUCAGAUUGGAUAUGCUACGCCUUAAUUGAUGAUAUUACUGAUUCGUUCGCACCAAUGAUUGAAACCAUUGAGACAGAAGUGAACUCCAUUGAGGAUGCCAUCUUGAGGAUGCAUUCGGGAGAAAAUGAAGACUCUGAUGAUUCCGACGAUGAAGAAGAUGAUGGGGCAAGUCAAAGUAUACAUCAGCACACUAAGCAUCCCCGCCAUGUCCACAAUCAUCAUUCUCAGCAUCAAAAUCGUAACAACGAACGCGAGAAUGUUUUUGUGUGGCGUAAGAGAUCCAAAUCCAUGGUGGAACCAAACCCACAAGGAUUCUACCGAAUGGCAAACACCAAGUCCAAGGCAAGUUCAUCGAGCUCGUCAACGUCCGAUACUGGAUCAUCACAUAUUUUGGGGUGGAAACGAAAGGGUGAUAUGUUACGAAGAAUUGGAGAGUGCAGAAAACGUGUUAUGUCAGUGCUUCGACUUCUCAGUUCCAAAGCAGAUGUGAUUAAAGGGUUCAGUAAACGUUUUAAUGAUGUAGAUACUGGUAAUUACCAACAGCUGGAGAUUGCUAUGUAUUUAGGGGACAUUCAAGAUCACAUAGUCACCAUGAUCCAAGCAUUGAACCAUUAUGAGAAAUUGUUGGCACGUUUCCACCUGAAUUACUUGGCUCAGAUAAAUAUCGAUAUGACAAAAGUUAAUAAUGAUACUAACGACGUAUUGGGUAAGAUUACUAUUUUGGGUACGAUUGUCCUUCCAAUCAAUGUUGUGACUGGUCUUUGGGGUAUGAACUGUAUAGUACCAGGACAAGAUUAUGAUGGAUUACUAUGGUUUUGGUGUAUUGUUGGUGCCAUGGCCUUGUUUAGUAUAUUUGCUUAUCAUUAUGCUAGAAGGGUAACAGGUUUAUAA